CCACACUCCUGCCUGCUGUCACUGACCACAGUCAUCAUGCCUCGGGGUCAGAAGAGUAAGCUCCGUGCCCGUGAGAAACGCCGCCAGGCUCAAGAAGAACCCGAGGGUGUGGAGGGUGCUCAAGCCACUGUAGCAGAGAAAGAAAAGUCCGUCUCUUCCUCUUCUCCUCAUUUCAAAGAAAAACCCCAGAAGUCAUCUGCUUCUGGAACACCCGGUGAUCAGCAAAAGCCAGGGAAAGCCCCAUCCAGCACUGCUGCUGCAGCAGCUGCUUCCUCCACAAGAUCUCAUGAAGGUGCCACCAGCCGAGUUGAGGAAAAGUCAAAUACCUCACAGGCCCAGGCUUCCACUGAGCACAGGCAAAGAGGCCCCGUAGAAAAGAAGUCUACGAUGCUGAUGCGUUACCUGCUGAGCAAGUAUGAAAAGAAAGAGCCUGUUACAAAGGCAGAUAUGCUGAGAAAUGUGAUCAAAACAGAUAAGAAACACUUUCCUGAGAUCCUGAGGAGAACCUCUAGGAACCUGGAGCUGAUCUUUGGCCUCGACAUGAAAGAAGUUGAUCCCAACAGGAGCCUCUAUGUCCUCGUCAACAAACUGGAACUAAGCUGUGAUGCAAGAGUGAAUGACAACACAGGCUUGCCCAAGACUGGCCUGCUGAUGACUGUUCUUGCUGUCAUCUUCUCGAAGGGCAAUCGUGCUACUGAGGAGCACAUCUGGAAAUUGCUAAAUAUGAUGGGAGUAUACUGUGGGAAGGAGCAUUUCAUCUUUGGGGAACCCAGGAAGCUUCUCACCGAAGAUUUGGUAAAAGAAAACUACCUGGAAUAUCGUCAGGUGCCCAACAGUGAUCCUCCAAGCUUUGAAUUCCUGUGGGGUCCAAGAGCCUACGCUGAAACCAGUAAGAUGAAAGUUCUUGAGUUUUUUAGCACUUUCAAUCGGACUGUCCCUAGUGCCUACCCACGCUUGUAUGAAGAGGCUCUGAGAGAUGAAGAGGAGCGAGCCCAAGCCAGAGUUGCAGCUAGGCUUCCUACUCGUUCUAGGGCCGCUUCCAGCAGCUUUCCUGUCCCAAGUGAAGGCUGA
This is a messenger RNA of Galeopterus variegatus (Sunda flying lemur), 1071 nucleotides long. Its product is annotated as melanoma-associated antigen B10-like. The transcript has a single exon. Lineage: Eukaryota; Metazoa; Chordata; Mammalia; Dermoptera; Cynocephalidae. Gene Ontology annotation, biological process: negative regulation of transcription by RNA polymerase II. The coding region runs from base 37 to 1071 and encodes 344 amino acids. Gene Ontology annotation, cellular component: nucleus. The record is from RefSeq and is a predicted model, not a curated record.